This is a messenger RNA of Triticum dicoccoides, 1722 nucleotides long. RefSeq lists its product as uncharacterized. Bases 98 to 1447 code for a protein of 449 amino acids. The record is from RefSeq and is a predicted model, not a curated record. The transcript has 3 exons. Lineage: Eukaryota; Viridiplantae; Streptophyta; Magnoliopsida; Poales; Poaceae.
UAAGCCAUCAGUCUAGUAGUCCACCAGCCUGCUCAUACCUCUGCUGUACAACACGAGACGGGAGACACCACAGACACAGACCAGCAAGCCCGCGCCCAUGAAUUCUUCUUCCUCGUACUCCGGCCCGGGGUACCAGGUCGCCACCUCCGACCACGACGACGACGCCGCUACCGCCGUCCUCCCGAGGCCCGCCGACGCUGCUCCCGUCGUCCUCCCGAAGCGCGCCGACGCCGAGGGCUUCGUCUCGUCCCUGCGCUCGCCGGACGACGCCGAUGCCGUGUGCAAGAAAUACGGCAUCCCGAGGGACCACUACACCGCGCGCCCCGCCGGCGACCUGCGCGCGUGCUCGCCCCCGCCGCCGGGGUGCGUCUGCGUGUACGCGCACGCGCUGGAGGCCGGGAUGCGCGUCCCGCUACACCCCUUCUUCUGCGAGGCGCUCGCCCACUUCGGCGUCGCGCCGACGCAGCUCGCGCCCAACGCGUGGCGCAUCAUGGCGGGCUUCCUCGUGCUCUGCCGCUCCGCCGGCGUGCCGCCGUCGCUCGCGGUGUUCCGGCGUUUCUUCCUGCUGUCCGUCCUCAACCUCAAGCACAAAAAAAGAUGGUACUACUUCAAACCCAGUUUCAGGGACGGCCCCGGCCUGCGCUUCACGGGGUUGCCAGAUUCCAUCUACGGCUGGAAGCGCGGCUUCUUCUUCCUCUCUUCGCCGACCCCGUGGCCUUGUCCCGUGGAGUGGGGCGAGCCGUCCAAGAGCUCCUUCAUGGAGCCGGUGCUUACAGACGAGGAGAAGAAAUCCGUGGCGAAGCUGCUAGGUGCUAACGGCGGCGCCGCCGUUGAUAUCAGGACAUGUUUGUGCGACAGCAACCUUGCCGCUGCCGUGGCAACUGCCGCACCUCCGCCGCCGCCCUCUACUCGUUCCAAUUCCAAAGGGAUGGAUUCCGCCGUCUACGACAUGAUGAAAACCAUGCUGGCGGAGAAGAUGGCCAGGCAAGCGUCGGCAUCGGCAAAGAAGGUGAAAGCAGAGCCAGGGUCGUCGCCGUUGUGCGGGAAGAAAGGGAACCUGGACGAUGCCAACGACGAGGACGCUCCACCUGCCGCCCGUGGCCACUCGGUGCCUACCAGCGUGUGUUCGCUACUGCCGGGGGCCUCUCGGCAGCCACAAGACUUCGCCGACGGAGACGGCACAGACUGGGAGGCUGCACGGGAGCUGCUGCAGGGCGCCGUCGCGCCACCGCAGCAGCGCGUGUUUGCGGCGACCGAGCCAUCAGACGUCGUCGCGUCGAGCUAUGUUGCGAUUCUCCAGUCGGCGAACUACGUGUCGUUCUCCUUGGACUACGCUCUGGAGCUGGAAGAGAAGCUGUUGGCGCGUGAGGCGGAGAUCGCCGCGCUGCAGAAGCAGCUGGAGGAGGCCAAGGGCGAGCUCGCCACGGCGAAGGUGCGGCGGAGGUAGUCCAGGAAGCACUUACCACCAGAGCAGUGGUGCCGCUCAAUGGCAGGAGUGCCCACGUCGCACCUUCAGCAAGUCCGGCAAGUCGUUUCAGCGUCCCACACACAUCUUUCGCGUGCUUCGCCACAUCGUAAUCGAGUGAUCCGUUUUCGUUGGGGAAACGUUUACACCCGCCGCACCGGCCGAGUCUUCCGCUGGUCAAGGGAGACGCGAUUCAAGGGUAGCCUGCAACAUUUCAAGUUUUAGCAUAAGACUCCUUGACUGUGUUGACCUCUGCA